GCAGAGAUGAAAGAAGGUGAUAAUGCAAGUAUAACUAUCUUAUCUACAGAAAAAAAGAAAUCAUGCUGAAUUUUUUCUUUCCAGGUACACAUUUUAUGCUGUUGUCAGGAAUUUGUGGGAAUAAUACAGCACUGUAAAGGGGAGUGUGCAUGCAGAUACUGAACUUUGUCUUUACUGCCCACUGGCCACUGAGAAUCACUGAGUCACACAGUAAUACAGAACAGAUCUGUGAAAGAAACAGGCAGCGUGGUGGAGGGAGAAAAAAAGUAACGCGGGGAAAAGAAAAGGAAGAAUUAUUUUUAUCUUCUUCAUGGAAAAUUCACUGACACCGCCAGACAAAGCAGGAUCAGCCGAUGUUUCUUCAGAUUCAGUUUUGGGCUCUGUCCGACAGAAAAGGAGUAAAAAACGUCUUGCAGAGUUAAAGUCAUUCAGUUUAGAGGAACCCCUUCAUGAAGAUGUGGGAGAAAGAGGAACCUUGACCAGAUCAAAAACAUAUGACCCACCCUCAUCUCUAAAAUCUGAUCAAAGCUCUUCAGUGGAAAGACGCAGAUCCAUUACUACCAAUUUACCAAAGCACAAUAUCACUUUCCACAGGAUAUUUCAAGAUGUCACCAAGGAGGAGGAACUAAAAGACAGCUUCUCUUGUGCCCUCCAGCGGGAAGUCCUGUACCAAGGUAGACUCUAUAUUUCCUCCAACCACCUAGCUUUCUAUUGCAACAUGCUGCGGAAGGAGAUUAAGGUAUUAAUUCCUGUCAAUUCAGUCAUUGUUCUGAAAAAGGCAAAUACAGCUCUACUAGUACCCAAUGCUCUCAGUGUAAGAACUGUAGAAGGAGAAAAGUAUCUUUUUGGAUCUCUACGGAAUAGAGAACUUUGUUAUCAAGCUGUCCAUGCAGUAUGCAGCAACUUGCAGGAUGGCAGUGCUUGCAGCACCCCCUUUUCAUACUCGGCAGAGGCAAGUUUUGAGCAAAGCAAGGUUUUGAAUUCUAGCCACUCCGAUAUUGAUCAGAACCAACAGGAAUCGGACAGCACAGAUAUUUGCACUACAGGUACAGAUGUUCAUUUUGAGACUCAAAUCCUGGUGAGAUCCGGUUCUAGUGAAGUGGAUGCAGUUACCUUAAACCCUUGGAUUAAAGGUGAAGCUGGCCAAGAAAAAGUAAAUUUAGAUUACACAAAUCAUACUCAGUGGGUGGAACCCAGCGCUGUGAAUAUUCUCCUCAUUGUCUAUAUGCUGUUGGUUUUGCUUUUACUGGUCUCAUCAGGAUACAUUGGUUUGCGAAUUAUGGAGUUGGAAAAUCAGCUAAGCAUUAUGGGAGCAUGGCCAAAAGGAGAAGAGAUUCAAGGGCUACAAGAUAGCUGAAGUUACAAGCGCACAAGUACAAGAGUUUGUAAAGUAUCAUUCUGUAUCUCUGCCGGCCAGAGGUGAAGAACAGGCUCUACCAAGAUGAGCUGAAAUUAUACUUCUACAAUUCAGAUUAUAUCAUUUGAAGGGUCAGGAUGAGAUGAUGCCCCCCCAAAAUGAUAUUAAAAAGGUUCUUAGCACUUUAUUCCUGCAGCACCAACAGGAUUAAUGAGAAUUAUCAAAAUGUGAUCUAAUUGUUAAGUGAUCUGAAAGGAGGAAAGGGGAGGUGCACAGCAAAAUGUGACCGUGCUUGCUGCCCCCUGUGUUUAUGAAACUAGAUUAUACAUUGAUUUUUAACAUACAGGGUUCAUAAUUUUGUGACAAAGUGUGUGUUAAUUACACAUAUGCCCUAUAUUCACAGUGUUCGAGUUUUAUCUAAAGGAAAAAAGCCCUAUCGUCAGCUUUAGCAGAAUGUCAGAUUUAGCAAUUACAUGCUCAAUAGUAGUGAUGCCUGGGUCAGACUUUUCCAGUUGAACCAGCCCUGUCUGAUGUGAUCAGUGAAAAUGCAAAUUAGACCGCACUUACUUUUUCUGCCCAAAUUUGAUAAUUGGGUGCACGUCUAGUAGCCUAUUCACAAUGGCUGCUCCAAGGUAUACAAAUUUCAUCCAGUCGACAGCACUCCCUUUUCAAUAAAACCGUCUUUAUUCUUAUUUGGACAGCAACAUCAUGCAUGAUGUUGCUGUCCAAAUAAGAAUAAAGAUGGUUUUAUUGAAAAGCGAGUGCUGUCUACUGGAUGAAAUUUGAUGUGAUCAGUGGCCAGCACUGGGCAACACUUCCCCACCAGACAGUUAAUGUAUUUACAGUUAUGACCCAUGCUAACCUGCACCUAUCCUGAAAAUGGUUGCCCAUUUCCAGCCAGAACUUGCCCAAACCACAGGUUUAGCGCAAACCCUCUCAUCACUAGCAUUCACCUCCUCUGGUGCACAGCCAAUUGAAAUGGUUCUGCUGAGAUGCCAGCAGUGAGGUUUUAGUGCUUCCAGCCAGUCAGCAGUUUGUAAGUUGCAAUUCAUACACCCCUAUGGAAAGUAGAAACAUCUGAAGAAACCCAAAAAGCACAAAUUACACUACAUCAUAGAUCCACAGAUUUCUCUUUGUGUUUUGCUUUUUAUGGGCAAACCUCACAUAAUGGUGGAGAUGGGAGAAGAAAAUGUCAGCCAGAAAUCCUAACAAGAUGUUAAAGGAACAGUAAUGUCAAAAAAUAAAAGUGUUUUAAAGUAAUGAAAAUA
Molecule: messenger RNA, 2625 nt
Organism: Xenopus laevis (African clawed frog)
Lineage: Eukaryota; Metazoa; Chordata; Amphibia; Anura; Pipidae
Gene: gramd2a.S
Product: GRAM domain-containing protein 2B
Exons: 13
Coding region: 311-1357 (348 amino acids)
Source: RefSeq, a predicted model, not a curated record